Messenger RNA from Ziziphus jujuba (common jujube), 1780 nucleotides. RefSeq lists its product as uncharacterized. Gene Ontology annotation, cellular component: cytoplasm. NCBI's taxonomy places the organism in Eukaryota, Viridiplantae, Streptophyta, Magnoliopsida, Rosales, Rhamnaceae. Bases 275 to 1516 code for a protein of 413 amino acids. The record is from RefSeq and is a predicted model, not a curated record. The transcript has 6 exons. Gene Ontology annotation, molecular function: zinc ion binding; ubiquitin protein ligase activity.
GUCGUUAAAGUCCUUUACCACGUAUCAAAACCCCCAACACCCCAACUCUUACUUUCCCUUGCUCUUAUUUUUCUCUCGUUUCCUCAGGUCUUCGAAAACCCUUCAGGAUUUUGCUUCAAAUAUCCAACUCUCUCCGUCCAAUCUCUUCAAUCUCUCACCUCGCUGAAAUGUCUCUGCCACUAAAUUAGGUUUGGAGUGUAGGAAGUUGAUAUAAAGGAAAUUUUUUUUUUGCCCCCCAAUUUUCUUCACGAAGUUAUUUGUGGGUUAGCUGAGAAUGGCUGAUGCUUUUGAAGAUGAAGCUGAGCAGACGGUUUCCAUCCAAGAGUAUCUUAAGGACGUUGAGGAUCAAGAGCUGGAAGCAGAUUUGGUUUUGGGGGGUGAUGAAGGGAAGGAGUGCACCUAUAAUAAUGGUUAUAUGAAACGGCAAGCAAUUUUCUCAUGCCUGACUUGCACCCCUGAUGGGAAUGCUGGACUCUGCACAGCUUGCAGCUUGUCUUGCCAUGAUGGCCAUGAGAUUGUGGAACUAUGGACUAAAAGAAACUUUAGGUGUGAUUGUGGGAAUUCAAAAUUUGGGGAGUUCUUUUGCAAACUUUUCCCAAAUAAAGAUGUGGAAAAUGUUGAGAACUCGUAUAAUCAUAAUUUUAAAGGCACAUACUGUACAUGUGGUCGCCCUUAUCCUGAUCCUGAUGCUGAAGAACAAGUGGAGAUGAUACAGUGCUGUGUAUGUGAAGACUGGUUCCAUGAAGAGCAUAUUGGUCUUGACUCUUCUGAUGAGAUUCCAAGAGAUGAGGAAGGAGAGCCUUUAUAUGAAGAUUUUAUCUGUGGCACAUGCUCAGCUGUCUGCUCUUUUUUAAGACUAUAUCCUCGAGCCAUAUGGGCAGGAGAGAGGCAGCAUGCUGAUACUAUAAAUGUAAGCAAGGAUAAAGAUGUUGUGGAAGAUAUACCUUCAGCUUGUGGAUCUGGAUUUUCAGAGAAAGAUAUAUCUUCAGAAAAGAUUCAAGCACCAACUUCUGCCAAAUCUGAACCAGUGCCUGAGGGAUUGCCACUUGGUGAGAAUUCUGGGCAGGAUAAAAAGCCAAAUGAAUGCACCGUUGCCAAUCCAAACGCUACCUGUAUUAUUGGAGUUGAUCUGAUUGCUGAUUCCCCUAAAUCUGAAGGGAAGCCAAUGUUUCUUUCAAAAAACUGGAGGGAUGCCCUUUGCAGAUGUGAAAGAUGUAGUGAUUUUUUCAAACAAAGGUCUAUUGGUUUUCUCCUUGACAAGGAGGACUCAAUUGUGGAGUACGAAAAAGUGGCAAAGCAGAAGAGGGAAGAAAAGUUACAGCAACAAGAGGGGGCUGAAAUUAACUUAUUCAAUAAUCUUGGUCAUGUGGAGAAGAUUGAGAUUCUGAAUGGUAUUGCAGAUAUCAAGGAUGAGCUUCGUACUUUCUUGGAAUCAUUUGACUCUUCAAAGCCGAUUACUUCUGCUGAUGUCCACCAGGUUUUUGAGAAUCUAGCAAAGAAACGCAGGCGUGUAUGAUCAGGUUAUUGUUCAAUCUUUAUUGCCGUUGCAUGCAUGUGUUGUUGCAACCUUCAGUGGUUAGUUUUGAUAAUGUAUCCAGGUUCAGAAACCUUUGGAAAGCAUGCAUGUUUCUAGGCAGUUUUAUGAUAAUGGUUUAGUACGGACAUAUUUUACUUUGUAGACGUCUAUGUUUGUAUAGGUACUUUAUAUCAAUUUAGCUUUUCAAAUGGUGGACAUAUAAAAUCUCUAGAAGCAGGUGGGAAUUUGUUGUUGUUAUUAUUA